This is a messenger RNA of Ctenocephalides felis (cat flea), 3545 nucleotides long. RefSeq names its product protein RRP5 homolog. The transcript is spliced from 2 exons. The coding region runs from base 125 to 3244 and encodes 1039 amino acids. The record is from RefSeq and is a predicted model, not a curated record. Gene Ontology annotation, biological process: rRNA processing. Gene Ontology annotation, molecular function: RNA binding; protein binding. Gene Ontology annotation, cellular component: nucleus; nucleolus; small-subunit processome. NCBI's taxonomy places the organism in Eukaryota, Metazoa, Arthropoda, Insecta, Siphonaptera, Pulicidae.
CAGAACACGUGCACUAGUAUUAACCUCAAAUAUAUUACAACAAUUCCGUUCUUCUGAAUAUUGUUGGAGUUAAAUGAAAUUGUAACGAUACUUUUCUGCAAGUGAUUAAAAUUAUUAUAUUAUUAUGGAUGCUUCCCUUAAUGAUUUUCCGCGAGGAGGGCAAAUUGUGAAGAAAAAUGAGAAACAAAAAGCUACUACUACACUAUUUGGUAAUACUGCUGUUGUAAAAACUAAAAAAAAAACUGCCACAAAGAAACAAAGACAAAAAGCUCUUGAUAAGAAAAAUGAAAAACAUGAAAACAGUAUUACACCAACAUCUUUCGAAGGAUUGUGCUAUAAGAGCAUUAAAGAUGGUAUGAUUAUUCUAGGAUGUGUUCAUAAAGUGAAUGAAAUGGCAAUUCAAGUUUCUCUGCCCGGCCGGAUCUAUGGUUAUGUUAUGGUCACAAACAUAUCGAAACCUUAUUCCAAUAACCUGCAAAAGUUUGUCGAUGAUCCCCAAUUUACAAGUGAUGAUCAUAAAACAUUGAAACAAAUGUUCAGUCCAGGUCAACUUGUAUGUGUAAAAGUUCUUGCACCUGAUGCCGCAACAAAAUUCAGUGUAAAUUUAUCUCUAGAUCCUUGUGAUACACAUAAAGAAAUAAAAUCGACUGAGAUUACUACAGGUUCUAUACAUAUGGUAGCUGUUCAAAGUAUUGAAGACCAUGGAUAUGUUGUUGAUUUUGGAAUUACACGUUGUCGAGCAUUUUUACCUAAUUCACAUGUACCACAAAAAUAUGGAAGGCUAGGUAUUGGUGAAUUAAUAUGGUGCAGCGUUUCUAAAAUUACUUCAACGCCUUUAGUAACAACUAUGGUUUUAUCAGCUUUGGAAGUAAAUAGUGCUAAAUCUGUCAUAUCUGAUGUAACAUCAUUGAAUAGUAUAUUACCUGGAAUGAGAGUUGAAGCUACUAUCGAAAAGAUUUUGAAAAAUGGUUUGCAACUGAAGUUCAUGGAUAAAUAUAUAGGUUAUGUUGGAAUCUCAUAUCUCAAGAAGUUGAAUUGCGAUACUUCAAAAUACAAUGUUGGUCAAAUUAUUGAUGCAAUUGUUUUGUAUAUAGUCCCUACCGUAAAAAUAACAUAUCUUGCUAUCAGAGAUCUAGAACCUAUUUCAACGUCUGAAAAUAUCAAAAUUGGAGAUACAAUGCAGGGCAAAGUAAUUUCAAGAUCAGCUAAAGGAAUUUAUUUAAGUCUACCUCGUCAUGCCAGGGGUUUUAUCCCUUUUAAGAGAGUGAAAACCAGCAAAGACAAUGAUCUAAGUGAGAUGUUGCUGAAAUUCACAAGAGGUACAACUCAUUGCAUUCGUAUUUUGUCUUUCGAUUUCAUGGAUAAUAGCUAUAUAUGUUCAAAUGAGAAAAACGUGUUAAAUGAAAAAAUUUUUACCAUUAAUGAUCUAACCGCGGGUCAAAUCGUUAGUGCUACGGUACAAAAUGUUAACAACAAACGGCUCAUGGUUAAAGUUGGUAAUGUUGUAGGAGUAAUAACUUCUUUGCAUGUAUCCGACUUUCCCAUACAAAAAUCUUCCAUGACAACCAGAUUUACUGUGGAUCAAACUGUUAAGUGCAAAGUAUUGGAUGUAAAUACCGAAACAGAACAAUUAUAUUUAACAAUGAAGCCUAGUUUAAUGGAAAAUACUGCUUCACUUUUGUUCAGCAUGAACGAUGCUCAAUUCAAUAAAAUAUACAAAGGUGUAGUUGUUCAAAUAAUUCCUUCUGGUUUAGUAGUAGUGUUUUUCAAUGGAUUGAAAGGUUUCUUGCCCAAACAACAAUUUGGUUUUCAAAAUGCAGGUGAUUCAAACAAAUUAUUUUUUGUAGGACAAGUUAUAGAUUGUACAAUCGUCAAAAUAGAUAAAAGUAGUUCCAGAAUGACUUUGUCAAUGAAUGCCGAAUUAAAGAACACUAAAAAGCAAAACAAUUUAGUGCAGCAAAGUAAUGACAUUGUGGAGAAAGAAAAUGUAGAACUCACAAAAAUUUCAAAACAUAAAUUGACUGAAAAUAAUAAAUCUGAAAAGCGUGAUGCUCAGCAAAUUGAUAGUGUCGUUGCAGAAAAUUCUGUUGUAAAGAAAAAACGAAAAGUUUCUACAGCCUCAAGUGAACAGGAUAAUGUAGAUUUAAAAAAAGAACAAAUGGAAGUUUCAGAUUGUGAAGAUCAAGUAAAUAAGAAUGAUACAGAAAUUAGUAUUAAAAAGAAUCACUCGCAACAAGGUUUAUUGAAAGCAAACGAUUUUUUCAAUAUGAAUGUGGAAUGUCUACGACAAAAUACAACUGCUAUUUCUUCAAGUGAAGAGUCAGAAGAUGAAAGUGAAACUAUUAAGAAGAAAGUUAAAAGUAAAGAGAAAGAAGAAACUAUACGAAAUGACGAGAAAAAAAUUCGUGAAAAUGAAUUGAAGUUUGCGGAAUCAUAUGAAAAUCCGCAAUCAGCAGACCAUUUCGAUAGGCUACUACUCGCUAAUCCUAAUGAUUCCAAGACAUGGAUAAAUUAUAUGGCAUAUCAUUUACAAGGAACAGAGAUCGAAAAGGCUAGAGCAGUUGCACGAAAGGCUUUCUCAAACAUAUCUUUUAGAGAGGAGCAGGAGAAGUUAAAUGUUUGGAUAGCAUUAUUAAAUCUUGAAAAUCGUUUUGGAACAAAGGAAACAUUUAAUGAAACAUUACAGGAAGCACUUCAAACAAAUGACGCUUAUAGCAUUCACAUGCAAGCAAUUCAGAUGUUGUCGGAAAGCUAUAAAGUGCAGGAGUUGAGUGAUUUAAUCAAUAAAGUCUUGAAAAAAUAUAGUCAUAAAUUAGAAUGUUGGUUAGAUGUAGGACGAGCUUGUUUUAAAGCUAAAUUAGUAGACAAAGCACGACAAAUCAUGCAAAAGGGUUUGAAUGUAUUAGAAAAUAAUAGACAUGUGGAUUUAUUAACUCGCUUCGCUUUUAUGGAGAAUCAGUUUGAAAACUCUGAUCGUGCACAGGCGCUUUUAGAGCAAGUUUUGACAUCCUACCCUCGAAGGAUUGAUAUUUGGUCUCAAUAUAUCGACAUGCUUAUUAAAAACUCACAAAUUGAUAUUGCCAGGGAUGUACUAAGAAGAGCUAGUUCGCUAUCAUUACCAGCUAAGAAAAUGAAGAUUAUAUUCAAGAAAUUUUUAGAUUUUGAGAAGAAAUUUGGUGAUGAAGAUGCCGUGAACAAGGUCCGGCAAAUGGCGGAAGAGUUUGUUAAGAAGGCGACAAAUUAAUAAGUUAAUAUAUUAGUUAAGAUGUAUUUUUAUGAAAUCAAAAAUCAACUAUAAAUAAAAUGUAAACUAAAAUUAAAUUACAAGACUUUCACUUACUUGUUCAUAUGUUUAAUGCUCUUUACAUAUAUAAUUGUCAUCUAGAGUCCAUGUGGCAAAGUAAAUCACUUGUUAGUAAGAUAUGCCCAUAUCAUUCGAAUCGUAUUUCAUAUCGUAUAUAUUACUAUAAUCAGUACCUGAAAAAUUGUUAUUCAUUAUUUUAUUUUUAAUCACUUCUCAUUUUCACACUUUUAUGUAUACAAAG